Amborella trichopoda is the source of this 570-nucleotide messenger RNA. Lineage: Eukaryota; Viridiplantae; Streptophyta; Magnoliopsida; Amborellales; Amborellaceae. The record is from RefSeq and is a predicted model, not a curated record.
AUGAACCUCCGUGUUCUUAUUCUAUGCGGUUGCAAAAAGCUGAAAAUUUUACCGGCAACAAUAGGAAAGCUCAGCCAACUCCAAGUGUUGGACAUAAUGCGUUGUACAGCUAUUAAGGAGCUGGAUUCUGGGCUUGCUGAGCUCACUAAUCUAAGAUUUCUCAGUUUUUCUGGGAUGUCUGGACUUGAGAGACUCCCAACUGGUUUAUUAUGUAGUUUGGUUAAUUUGGAGUACUUCGAGUAUAUCGAUAUAGAUGAAGAUGUUAUCGAUUGCGAUUGGGUUGAGUUGUUUGCAAAUAGAUUGAGAUGGUUGGGGUUAGAGGAUUGUACUCUGACAAACCGUGCAUUUGUUGCUUUAGAAGAAUCACAAAGCAUUGAAAUUUUGUAUUUAGUGCAUUGCAAGAUCAUGAAACGUGCCCCUACUCUUUGCUUAAUGGGAUAUCUUAAAAUACGUGGCUCUGAGGAUAUGGAAUGUGUGAUGGUUGAAGAAGAGGUCAAAGAGCGGACCUUCCAAAGCUUAGAGGAGCUGGACCUUGUAGAGUUGCCCGAAUUGGAGAGGAUAUGUGUUGGG